AAUACUAAUCUUUAACACAUUUCUACGGCAAAAUGUUUAUGACUAGAUCAGAAUACGAUAGAGGUGUGAACACCUUUUCACCUGAAGGACGAUUGUUUCAAGUAGAGUAUGCGAUUGAAGCCAUUAAGUUGGGAUCGACCGCGAUUGGCGUGAAAUCAAAAGAUGGAGUUGUUUUGGGUGUUGAAAAAAGACUUAGCAGUCCUUUAAUGGAAUCAUACUCUGUGGAAAAGCUAUUUGAGAUUGAUACGAAUAUUGGCUGUGCUAUCUCUGGUUUAACAGCAGAUGCACGUACUAUUAUAGACCAUGCAAGAGUGCAAGCGCAAAACCAUCGCUUCACUUAUGAUGAACCCCAAGGUGUAGAAAGUAUUACCCAAUCCAUUUGUGAUUUAGCUCUUCGAUUCGGUGAAGGAGAGGAAGACGAAGAACGAAUUAUGUCUCGUCCUUUUGGCGUAGCUCUCUUGCUGGCCGGUAUUGAUGAGCAUGGUCCCCAGCUUUACCACUCUGAACCUUCCGGUACAUACUUCCGUUAUGGUGCUAAGGCUAUUGGCUCUGGUAGUGAGCCCGCGAAAACCGAAUUGGUUAAAGAAUACCACAAUGACAUGACUCUACAAGAAGCAGAGGCAUUGAUCCUCAAAGUCCUUCGUCAAGUUAUGGAAGAGAAAUUAAAUUCUAUGAAUGUACAGCUCGCAAGCGUUACUUCUGACAAGGGAUUUCAUAUUUAUACUGAUGAUGAAAUGGCCGAUGCUGUUCGUCGUGAAGAGCACAGAUCAGAUUAAAGUAUCUAAUUGUCUUGUUAUCUUGUCUAUAAGCCUUUUACAUACGGCUAGAGUUACAUUCCUUUUCCUUUUUCAUGCUCCAAUGAACUGUUUUACGAGAAAAAUAGCUACCUUUCUGUAAGUUUAUCCUUCCUUAGAAGAAACCCGCUAUUAUUAAGAAGAAUGAACAAUAUAAGAGACGACAGGUUUUACUAGAAAGUUUAACGGCUGUAGAGAGAAUAAUAAUUUGUAUGUAAAAUUUGGUAGUAGAUCUUCUCAUUCAUACUGAGGUCCA
Molecule: messenger RNA, 1050 nt
Organism: Schizosaccharomyces octosporus yFS286
Lineage: Eukaryota; Fungi; Ascomycota; Schizosaccharomycetes; Schizosaccharomycetales; Schizosaccharomycetaceae
Product: 20S proteasome component alpha 5
Exons: 2
Coding region: 33-776 (247 amino acids)
Biological process (GO): proteasome-mediated ubiquitin-dependent protein catabolic process
Cellular component (GO): nucleus; proteasome core complex; proteasome core complex, alpha-subunit complex
Source: RefSeq, a predicted model, not a curated record